Molecule: messenger RNA, 2687 nt
Organism: Lucilia sericata (common green bottle fly)
Lineage: Eukaryota; Metazoa; Arthropoda; Insecta; Diptera; Calliphoridae
Gene: Ced-12
Product: engulfment and cell motility protein 1
Exons: 3
Coding region: 143-2311 (722 amino acids)
Biological process (GO): actin filament organization; cell motility
Cellular component (GO): plasma membrane
Source: RefSeq, a predicted model, not a curated record
CGUUAUUUCAGUGUAUUUUUAUUGUAUUAAUUUUGAUGUUUUUUCUUCACAAACUCAAAAAAAUUUGUAAAAAGCUGAAUUUAUACAUUAAUAAUUAAAAAUUUUUACAUUAAAAUUAUCUAAAAGUGAAAUAAACAACAAGAUGAUACCAAAAAAGAUGCCCGUCAAGGAUGCUCACAUAGUGAAAAUUGCUGUGGAAUAUGAAAAUCAUCUAGCACAAUUGAUUAAUUUGGACCAGCGUCAACCUUUAACUGGCAAAAUCCAAGAAAUCUGCAGUUGUUGGGGUAUUGUUGAUCCCGAAAACUAUGCUUUACAAUUUUGUGAAAACAACUAUUUAAAAUAUGUUACGGAAAAGAAUCGUAAUGAAAUUAAAAAUGGUUCCGUGCUGCGUCUUCAGUAUUCACCCUCAAAAACUGCCAAUGAUACGUUGGAAACAUUGCGUGCCGGUUCAGCUAAUGUUAAAGGUGAUUGUUUGGAAAAGUUAUCUUCACUUUCGGUUGAUGUAACCUUCGCCCUGGAAUUCAUAAAAGAACAGGGUCUAGGCAUUAUUAUAAGUAUGAUUGAAGAACCCUCCGACAAGGAGGAUAAAAUACUUAUACACAGUUUAAAAAGUUUCGUAGAACUAAUGGAACACGGCACGGUUUCGUGGGAGAUUUUACAAAAUACUUUUGUACAACGUAAUAUUUAUAUUGUAAGAAAUUUUCAAAAUUUUCCCAAAUGCACCGAAAGUGCUCUAUCGAAUUUAGAGAAUAUUGUACAGAAUAGUACGAAAUAUACUUUGGUUGAACAGGAGGUGACUUUGCAAGAUCUCUUGAGAUUAUUACAAGAUGCCAAUUCAUCGGUUAUCAUACAAAAUGCUAUAGCAUUAAUAAAUGCUCUCUUCAUGAAAGCGGAUGAGGGUAGAAAGCGCCAAAUAGCUCAUACAAUAAGUGCUAAACAAUAUCGUUUGGCUUUGAUAGGUAAUGUUACUAGCACUGAGAUGACCCAUCAAUUGUAUGUUUUACAAACAUUAACUUUGGGUUUGUUGGAGCAACGUAUGCGCAUGAAAAUCAAUGCCCAAGAUCAAGAUGCCCAUGAAAAAAUCAAAGAAUUACGUAAAAUAGCUUUCGAUGAAUAUUCCGAUCUUAUGAGCGCCGGCAUGGGUGGUGGCGGUGGCAAUUGUUCGGGCACAGGAAAUGUUAACUUUGCCCAGUAUUAUAAAAAGUUAGGUUUUAAAUGUGACAUUAAUCCGGCACAAGAUUUCAUGGAAACACCACCGGGCAUUUUGGGUCUCGAUUGUAUGAUUUACUUUGCACGCAACUACAUACAGCAGUAUCGGAAGAUUGUACACGAUAACUCUUGUCGUGGUGAUGAACAUGAAUGCCCUUUUGGACGUACUUCCAUUGAGUUAGUCAAGUUGUUGUGUGAUAUUUUGCGUAUCGGCGAAUCACCCUCUGACCAGUCUGUCGAUUUUCAACCCAUGUUCUUUACUCACGAUCAUCCAUUUGAGGAAUUCUUUUGUAUUUGCAUCAUGACUUUGAAUCGCACUUGGAAGGAUAUGCGUGCCACUGGCGAAGAUUUUCUAAAGGUAUUUAGUGUUGUACGUGAACAGAUAACACGUACUUUAAAGCAACGUCCUGAUAAUCUCGAAGAUUUCCGGGGAAAAAUUGCCCAUUUUACGUAUCAAACCAUUACGAAUUUACGCCAGCAGGAGAGGACAUCGAAAGAGGAAUGUGAUUCGACAGCUUCGGCUAUAGUUAAAUUGAAGGAGAAAAUUUCACCGCAUAUUUUGGACUUGAUAAAACAACAAAGACUGGCAUUUUUAGUAGAAGGUACCCGUUUCUCGAAAUACUCACGUGGCGCCCGUUCUAAAGAUAAGUUUUGGUACGCACGUCUCUCGCCCAAUCACAAAGUUAUACAUUACGGUGACUGCGAUGAAAAAACUAUACCAACUCUCGAAGAACUUUCCAAUAAAGUAUCCGUUGUUGAUAUCAAACAAUUAUUGGAGGGCAAAGAAUGUCCACAUAUGAAAGAAAUACGAACACGCAAGUCAGCCGUUAAUUUGGCCUUUUCCAUAACAUUCGAUAGUAUGGAUCACUCGACAUUGGACUUCGUGGCGCCCGAUGAAACCAUCUUCUACUAUUGGACCGAUGGUAUAAAUGCUCUCUUGGGCCAAGAAAUGGUUAGUAAACAGAAAAAAGAAGACUUCGAUACCCUGCUAUCGAUGGAAAUUAAACUAAGAUUGUUAGAUACUGAAGGUGUUGAUAUUAGUAAGGAUCCACCACCUGUACCAGAGGAUCCAGAAAAUUAUGAUUUUUGUUUUGAAAAUUAAGUAUUACAAAGAUACAUCGAUAUAUUCCAAGAGUAAAAUAUUAAUCUCCAUUUUUCUAUUAGUCUCGCAUUCAAAGUUUGUAUGUUAUAAUAAAAAAAAGCCAAAGUUAAUCUAAAAGUAUUUAAACAAAACGCACAUACCGCAAACCUAAUCAUUAUAAUUAUUGUCUUUUUUAUCUACCCUUUUAUUUUAUACAAAACCAAUUUAUAUAUAUUUUAUAUUAUAUAUAAAAUCAUCAUCCAAUUAUGUAAACACAAUCGUAUAAGACCCUAAUAUUUAUAAUGUUUUAUGUGUGCAAUUUCAUUUUCAACGAAUUAAUUUUAAUAAAUUUAUACUUAAAUUGAAAUGUUUUGUAAUAAAACAAAUACAAAAAAGU